ACUCCACGGUGCCAUCUCGUCACAUGUAUGCCAGUGGUCGCUGUCCACGCUCCUUCUUGCAAGGUGUGCUUUUGCCCCAGACUUGCUUGGGUCGGCAGUUUCAGACUCCUCAGCGGCCAUUUCCACAGGGACGGAAGCAAAAUUUCGAGGAUGGGCGACGAGAAUAAUUUCCAGCUGAAAUGCUCGAUCACUAGUUCGUAUAGACUGCAGUAGACUGAGCAGAAUGCUGUACAUCAUUGGAUUGGGGUUGAGCGAUGAGAAGGACAUCACAGUCAAAGGCUUGGAAGCUGUCAAACGAUGCGAGAGGGUGUAUCUUGAAUCUUACACAUCAAUAUUGAUGAUCCCGAAAGAGAAGCUGGAAGCUUUCUAUGGCCGAGAGGUUAUUACUGCGACUCGGGAGACUGUCGAGCUAGAGUCGGACGAUAUACUCCGGGACGCAGAUAAAGUGGACGUUGCAUUUUUGGUCGUGGGCGAUCCUCUUGGCGCAACGACUCACUCUGAUCUCAUUUUACGAGCAUCCGACCUCAAUAUCCCUACCACUGUCAUUCACAAUGCCUCUAUCCUCACUGCUCUCGGAGCGACGGGAUUGCAAAUGUACAAUUUCGGCCAAACCAUCUCCUUACCAUUCUAUACCGAGACUUGGACACCGGAAAGCUGGUACGAUCGCUUAGAGGAGAAUCUGCAAGUGGGAAUGCACACGCUGGUAUUGGUCGAUAUCAAAGUAAGGGAACAGAGUGAGGAGAAUAUGGCGAGAGGAAGACUGAUAUACGAGCCACCCCGAUUCAUGUCACCUCACACCGCUUUCAAGCAGAUUCUUCUCACUGAAACUUCGCGGAAUCCACCCACUGGCACGACCUCAUCCUCGGAGGUCACCGAGGACGAAACGUCCACAGCUCCUCGUUCAACCACCCUCCUGCCUCCUGAUCAAACUCUCGCCCUAUCGCUAUCACGUAUAGGAACCUCGACACAGCGUAUUAUAGCUGGAACAUUGUCCGAGCUUGCUGCUUUGCCCGAAGAGGAAUUCGGACCGCCUCUACACAGUGUGGUCAUCGUUGGGAAACGCCUGCACCCGCUGGAGUUGGAAUUUGCAGGGCGAUGGUGCGUCGGGGGAGAGAAUGGCGCAUGGUGGAAAGUUGGAAAGGACGUAUAUGGAGUGGAGAAAGAGAGCAGAUGAGGACGGUCAGGUUGAGCAAGAGCUUGUACUUUGGACCCAUGCCGCUGCGUGGAGCCUUGAAACACUUGAGGUGUGCCAGUAUCGGCAUAUACAGACAUGUAUGCUGCAGGCGGGAUA
This is a messenger RNA of Kockovaella imperatae, 1291 nucleotides long. Its product is annotated as tetrapyrrole methylase. The transcript has 5 exons. The coding region runs from base 224 to 1174 and encodes 316 amino acids. The record is from RefSeq and is a predicted model, not a curated record. Gene Ontology annotation, biological process: protein histidyl modification to diphthamide. NCBI's taxonomy places the organism in Eukaryota, Fungi, Basidiomycota, Tremellomycetes, Tremellales, Cuniculitremaceae. Gene Ontology annotation, molecular function: diphthine synthase activity.